CUAUCUGUUUAGGGUGGUUGUGGGGACACAUGUAAAUCUAACCAUGGUUAGUUGAAUUCAAUUGCUCAAUUCGUAAUCGACUUAAAUUAUUUUCGGCAAACGCAUUGAAUGAGCUUCGAAAUAGAAUUGUAUCAGUUCCUCUCUGCUGUUAUAGAUAGAUGUUGGGUUUGUUCAAGCGUUGAUUGAAUCCGAUCGCUGCGUUGUGCAUUCACAUGAGUAUCAGCGGGCAAGUUGUCAUUGAUGGAGAAUUGUGGUGAAAAGGCCCAGGGUUCUAAGGUGUUAGGGAAUGACCAUCGGUACCGAAAAGAUCAAUUAGUUCUGGGAUUGUUCCAGGAUAAUGAAUUGUCUGUGGGUGGCAGUGUGAAAAAAAAUCAGGUUGUGCUGUCUGAACGUAGGAGAAGGUGUAAUCGGCCCCCUAACCUUACUUGUCGAAUUGAUACCUUUGGUAGAAUACUUCGGAGGUUUGAUCAUAGGCGGUGUCGUUGGGUUAAAGAGAUGGGGUUUAGUGGAUUGUUGAGUGUUCCUGGUGACUUGCAACUUCUUAGGCAGAUUUGUUAUUGGUUGAUGUCGCGCAUUGAUCCUGUCUCUAGGAAACUAAUUGGAUGUGAUGGGAAAGACUUCUUUUUUUCGAAGAAUCAGGAGCAAUGGGUCCUUGGUAUACCGAAUGGUGGUCUCCCUAUUCCUAGCUACAAAACUAUGAAUUAUGUUGAGAGGGCUAAGGUUGAUGAAAUACUAUGCAAGUAUGGUAAGUCGUUACAAAGCAAAUCUUCGAGGGAUUGUGAUCGUGUCUAUUACUCUAAGAGUAUCGCUGUUGAUUCUAAGAUUAUGGAUUUGGUAGAGGGUGUUUGGCUAGAUGAUCAGGAAGAAGAAUUUAAGACUCUUUUCCUCCUAUUAGCUCUUGAUUUGGUGUUGUGUCCCACGCAGUCCCCUCGAUUAGCAGUGGACCUGAUUCCGGCCCUUACUUGUGCCAUGAAAUGUGCAAGCUAUGAUUGGUGUGGUCUUGUGAUCGAUUUUUUUAUGGAAUCGGUCUCUAGCUUUGCAUGUCGCUUUUAUGGUUCAGGUUAUGCGGUUGGAUGCGGUGGAUGUUCUAUAUUUGUCGUGCUAUUCUAUUUGGAUAGGUUGAACAGGAACCCUGUAGAUUGGGGUGUGUCUCCUCGUAUUAAGGUUUGGACUAUGAAGCUAAUCCGCAGUGCUUGUAGAGCUGAUCGAACAACCCUGAACGGUGAUUAUGGGAAAUUGGGGAUGUUAGAUGUUGCGUAUGGUGAGCAUCACCCUAGGUGUGCCAGAGACAUUGAAGCCCCUGGACCAAUUGAACAGGGUGCUUGUCUGUCAUCUGUUAGUGUACGAAAGAGAAGGCGAGCUACGACUGAUAAAACUCCUUUUAUGCGAAAGCGUGAGAAGGCAAAAUCUGCGGGUGAGGUUGGUGAAAGUCUCCUUUGCGUAGGUUCUUUUUUAUGCCCUCGAUUCAAAUCAAUCGUAGGGCGGAUGCGCGAUAUUGAUGCAGUAAUUGAUCGUUGUGAAAUCACUGUGUUCUUUCCGAACUCUUUAAAGUGGGUUGUUUUCAUCACAUCAUCCCAGAGUGUCUUUGAGACCUUCAGCUGUGUUCAAUUCACUGAGUCAGUGCGAGGCAAUCAUUUUGCAGUCACGGAUGCAUUCAAUCCCUUCCGUCCCUUCCGCAUUCCUCUUUAAUGUGCUCGGACAAUUCCCCUCUCUGGUCAGAUUGCUUCAAUCCUACGUAUGUGGAGGCCAUGGUGGGUCAUAUUGGACGAUAAGGCAAAUAAGUAGCAGCCCAUUAAGACGUAAGUAACUUGUGAGGGUAAUUUGAUGAAAUUAAUUAAGACUCCAUUAUUGCUUGUAGUUGGUUGUUGUAUUUAUUUUUUCAAAAAACGUGGGUUUUGAUAAUGUUAAAGUAAUAAGGAUUUGAUUUUAUAUUAA
Messenger RNA from Chenopodium quinoa (quinoa), 1935 nucleotides. RefSeq lists its product as uncharacterized. The coding region runs from base 241 to 1689 and encodes 482 amino acids. NCBI's taxonomy places the organism in Eukaryota, Viridiplantae, Streptophyta, Magnoliopsida, Caryophyllales, Amaranthaceae. The record is from RefSeq and is a predicted model, not a curated record. The transcript has 8 exons.